ACAACAACUGAGGGCUAAUACGGCUAAUAGGUCUGGCCAUUGGAUCAAGAUUCCGCCCGCAUCGUCCUUCCUGGAGCGUCCCGACGGUCCCGACCGACCCUCCCGACUCCAAACCAUUCAUACCAGGUAAACGCCACCCGCCACCCAGUCAGACUAUCAACAUCAUCCCGAAAUCGCCGGAUCCCAUCGCCAGUGAUAUCAACCGUGGUCAACAUGAGUGACUCCGAGGAGGAACGCAAUUCGGUUAACGCCUCGGGUUCCGAGGACGAGGACGAAGAUCCCGACGAUCCGGCGCCUCAAAGAGCCGAUCCCCCGGCCCGCGGGGGCGGAGGUGGGGCCGGGGGCGGUGGCGGUCAAAAGCGCAAAAAGAGCCGAUUCCAAGAUUCGGAGGAAGAAUCCGAUGAGGACGACGAGGACGAUGAGGAGGAAGACGAUGAUGACGACGAUGAAGAUUAUGGGCGUGGUCGCGGUGGUCAGUCCAAGAAGAAGAAGAAAGUACGUUCGGAUUUCAUCAUCGACGAGGCCGAAGUGGACGAUGACACGGAAGAGACCGAGGACAUGUGGGAGGAUGACGGGGGCGUGGGCGAGGACGGAUUCGCCAAUGAAGCGGACGAAGCGGGACGCACGGCCCGCGACAUUGAAGCGCGCAUGCGCAAAGAGCGCGGUGAACGCGGCGGAGGACUUGGAUUCGACGACGAAGGCAUUGAUGCCGAGGCCAUCGAGGAGUACUACCGCAAACGCUACAACGAGGAUGUGGCGGCCAUCGCCCGAUUCGGCGAGGGUGGCGAGGAAAUGUCCGACGAAAUCACCCAACAGACUUUCCUGCCCGGCGUCAAGGAUCCCAACCUCUGGAUGGUCAAGUGUCUCCCGGGUGCGGAGAAGCAAACCGUGCUGCGGAUCAUGAACAAAUUCAUCGCUUACCAACACACGGAGGAGCCCAUGCAGAUCCGCUCGGUGGUGGCGCCCGAACACGUCAAGGGCUACAUCUACGUGGAGGCCUUCAAACAGACCCACGUCAAGCAGCUCAUCGAGGGCAUUUCGGCCCUCAAACUGGGCGUGUACAACCAACAGAUGGUGCCCAUCCGCGAGAUGACCGACGUGCUCCGCGUGGUCAAGGAGCAAUCCGGCUUCAAGCCCCGCCAAUGGGUGCGCUGCAAACGCGGCGUCCACAAAGACGAUCUGGCUCAAGUGGACUACGUGGACACCAGCCAGAACAUGGUGCACCUCAAGCUCCUGCCCCGCAUCGAUUACACGCGCCCGCGAGGAGCAUUGAGAACCAUGGCGGGCGGGGCGGCGGCCCAAGAUCUGAAGAAGAAGAAGAAGCGACCGGCGGCCAAGCUCUUCGAUCCCGAGAAGGUCCGCUCCAUCGGUGGCGAGAUCACCAACGACGGAGACUUCAUGGUCUUCGAAGGCCAACGGUAUUCGCGCAAGGGCUACCUGUACAAGAACUUCACCAUGAGUGCCAUCUUGGCCGAAGGCGUGAAACCCACCCUGACGGAACUGGAAAAGUUCGAGGAGACGCCGGAGGGGAUCGAUAUCGAGUUGCCCGCUUCGGACAAGGAGGAGAUUUCACACGCCUUCUCCAACGGGGACAAUGUCGAGGUCGUGGACGGUGAGUUGGUCAACUUGCAAGGGAAGGUGAUUGCCGUGGACGGGUCCAAGAUCACCAUCCAACCCAAGCACGAAGACCUCAAGGACCCGUUGGAGUUCCAAGCCGGGGACCUUCGAAAAUACUUUAGCCAAGGCGAUCACGUCCGAGUGAUCGGAGGGCGCUAUGAGGGCGAUACCGGCCUGAUCGUGCGCGUCCAGGAAAAUCUGAUCGUGCUCUUCUCGGAUCUGACCAUGCACGAGCUGAAGGUCUUGCCCAAGGACUUGCAGUUGUGCACGGACAUGGCCACGGGCGUGGACACCUUGGGUCAGUUCUCCUUCGGGGACAUGGUCCAAUUGGACGCCCAAACGGUGGGCGUGAUCGUGCAGAUCCAGAAGGAGACCUUCCAGGUGCUGAACAUGCACGGCAAAGUGAUCAGUGUCAAGCCCGCAGCUCUGCAGAAGAAGCGCGAAAACCGCAAUGCCGUGGCGCUCGACUCCGAGCAGCAUCAAGUGCAAAAAGGCGACGUGGUCAAGGUCAUCGAUGGGCCGCAUUCCGGACGCCAGGGACAGAUCAAGCACUUGUUUCGAAACUACGCUUUCUUGCAUUCACGGAUGAUGCUGGACAACGGCAACAUCUUUGUGUGCAAGUGCCGACAUCUCAAUCUGGCAGGGGGAGGCUCGAAGGUGGCUAACAAGCCGGGUCUGGGCAUGGGCGGUGGAUCCUCGCACCCGGGCUUUAUGUCGCCCCGACUCUCAUCUCCGAUGCAUCCCUCGCAAGGUGGAGGCGGCAAUCGAGGCGGCGGCGGAGGAGGAGGUGGUGGUGGGCGUGGGGGUCGAGGUCGGGGCCGGGGUCGGGGCUCCAUCGGGCGUGAUCGCGAGCUCAUUGGACAGACCAUCAAGAUCACCCAAGGACCGUACAAAGCCAGUAUUGGCAUCGUGAAAGAUGCCACCGAGACCACGGCCAGAGUGGAGCUCCAUUCCACGUGCAAGACCAUCUCCGUUGAUCGAUCGCGUAUCGCCAUCGUGGGCGGGCCGCAGCGUGGAUCCAUCUCGACGUACACGCGCACGCCCAACUACAGUGGCUCGGGCACGCCCAUGUAUGGCUCAACCACGCCCGGUGGCCACCAUGGCGGUCGCACGCCCAUGUAUGGAUCUCAAACGCCCAUGCACGGGGAUGCGGGCUCGAGGACGCCUCAUUAUGGCAGUAUGACGCCUUCUCACGGCGAAGACGGCUCUCGUACACCUGGUCGAUCCGGUGCUUGGGAUCCUACCGUGACCAACACGCCGGCCGCAUCGCGCGACUUUGACGACUACAGUUUCGACGAUACCACUCCUUCGCCGAAUUACAAUCCGGGCACGCCGGGAUACACCGCUCAGGAGAGUCCGUCGAACACGUACACACCCGCCACGCCGGGAUCCGUGUACAACCCCCAAGAAGGCUAUUCACCCUACCAAACUUCGCCCAGCCCCACGGGCUACCAAUCCACGCCCAGUCCCAACACCUAUGUACCCACACCCAGUCCUGGCCAACCCUACCAACCCACCCCCAGCCCGGGUUAUGGGACGACACCCAGCCCCGGCCUCGGGUACAGCCCCAUGACCCCCGGAGGGAGCAGUCAUGGCGCGCCUUCGCCUUACACGGCACCCCAAACGCCGGGAUCCAGCUUGGAACUCGGGUCCAUUGAUUGGUAUUCGCCGGACAUUGAAGUGGUCAUUCGCAAUACCCAUGACGACACGGGCCUGUGUGGUCAGGUGGGUGUGAUUCGAGGCGUGACGCCGGGCAUGAGCUCGGUGUUUUUGCCGGACGAAGAUCGGACGGUGAGCAUUCCGCCCGAGCAUCUCCAACCCGUGGUUCCGGUUCGUGGAAAUAAGGUCAAGGUCAUCAUGGGCGAUGACCGCGAUUCCACGGGCACGUUGUUGGCCAUCGACACACAAGAGGGCGUGGUCAAGCUCGAUCAGAGUGGAGACGUGAAGAUGCUCCAGAUGAAGUAUCUGUGCAAAAUGAAAGCCGAUGAUUGAGACGAAUCGAAAGUUGCCGAGGGAAGAGCAACCAGAUAAACCGAGUAUGAACACACAUGAAUAACGCAAAGGAUAAUUAGGAUGAGUUGGCGAGGGGUCCAAAAGAAAAUAAAUUGUUGAAAAAGUGUC
Messenger RNA from Tigriopus californicus, 3738 nucleotides. RefSeq names its product transcription elongation factor SPT5-like (gene Spt5). The transcript has 10 exons. The record is from RefSeq and is a predicted model, not a curated record. Gene Ontology annotation, cellular component: DSIF complex. NCBI's taxonomy places the organism in Eukaryota, Metazoa, Arthropoda, Copepoda, Harpacticoida, Harpacticidae. Gene Ontology annotation, biological process: regulation of transcription by RNA polymerase II; transcription elongation by RNA polymerase II; transcription elongation-coupled chromatin remodeling. The coding region runs from base 214 to 3609 and encodes 1131 amino acids. Gene Ontology annotation, molecular function: protein binding; mRNA binding.